Varanus komodoensis (Komodo dragon) is the source of this 1562-nucleotide messenger RNA. Its product is annotated as phosphatidylinositol 4,5-bisphosphate 3-kinase catalytic subunit alpha isoform-like. Gene Ontology annotation, molecular function: 1-phosphatidylinositol-4-phosphate 3-kinase activity; 1-phosphatidylinositol-3-kinase activity. Gene Ontology annotation, biological process: phosphatidylinositol-3-phosphate biosynthetic process; phosphatidylinositol-mediated signaling; phosphatidylinositol 3-kinase/protein kinase B signal transduction. NCBI's taxonomy places the organism in Eukaryota, Metazoa, Chordata, Lepidosauria, Squamata, Varanidae. The record is from RefSeq and is a predicted model, not a curated record. The coding region runs from base 1 to 1446 and encodes 481 amino acids. Gene Ontology annotation, cellular component: phosphatidylinositol 3-kinase complex, class IA; phosphatidylinositol 3-kinase complex, class IB; cytoplasm. The transcript is spliced from 9 exons.
AUGGGCGCCACCUGGAGCGUGUGGCAGCUUCCUUACGGAUGGCUGGCGGCAGGCACCCUUGGCUCUGGGGGGUGGGCCUUGAAGGACGCGAAGGCGCAGGGGCUGUUGCGGGUCCAGCCCGCCCUCCAACGCCGAGCUCCCCCUCUGCUCCCCGGGGCUCCCCAGGGCCCUGGAAGAGCCGAGCCGCCCCACGUGGGCUGCCGGGGUGCGGCUGAUGUGGACUGUGUGGCCUCUGGCAGGUCUGAGAUGCACAGCAAGCCCGUCUCGCAGCGCUUCGGGCUGAUGCUGGAGGCCUUCUGCCGCGGGUGUGGCAUGUACCUCAAGCACCUGAACCGGCAGGUGGAGGCCAUGGAGAAGCUCAUCAACCUCACGGACAUCCUGAAGCAGGAGAAAAAGGACGAGACGCAGAAGAUGCAGAUGAAGUUCCUGGUGGAACAGAUGAGGAGGCCGGAUUACAUGGAAGCCCUCCAGGGCUUUAUCUGCCCGCUCAACCCAGUGCACCAGCUGGGGAACCUGCGACUGGAUGCGUGCCGGAUCAUGUCUUCCGCCAAGCGCCCGCUGUGGCUGAACUGGGAGAACCCCGACAUCAUGUCCGAGCUGCUUUUCACAAACCACGAGAUCAUAUUCAAAAACGGAGACGACCUCCGCCAAGAUAUGCUGACGCUGCAGAUCAUCCGGAUAAUGGAGAGCAUGUGGCAGAACCAAGGACUGGACCUCCGGAUGCUGCCCUACGGCUGCCUGUCCAUCGGGGACUGCGUGGGCCUCAUCGAGGUGGUCAAGAGCUCGCACACCAUCAUGCAGAUCCAGUGCAAGGGGGGGCUGAAGGGGGCGCUGCAGUUCAACAGCAACGCCCUGCACCACUGGCUGAAGGACAAGAACAAGGGCGAGGGGUACGACGCGGCCAUCGACCUCUUCACGCGCUCCUGCGCAGGCUAUUGCGUCGCCACCUUCAUCCUGGGCAUCGGGGACCGGCACAACAGCAACAUCAUGGUCAAGGACGACGGGCAGCUGUUCCACAUCGACUUCGGGCAUUUUCUGGACCACAAGAAGAAGAAAUUUGGCUACAAGCGCGAACGGGUGCCCUUCGUCCUCACGCAGGACUUUCUGAUUGUCAUCAGCAAAGGGGUGCAGGAAUGUACCAAGACCAAAGAGUUCGAAAGGUUCCAGGAGAUGUGCUACAAGGCCUACCUGGCCAUCCGCCAGCACGCCAACCUGCUGAUCAACCUCUUCUCCAUGAUGCUGGGGUCGGGCAUGCCGGAGCUGCAGUCCUUCGACGACGUGGCCUACCUGCGCAAGACGCUGGCGCUGGACAAGUCCGAGCAGGAGGCGCUCGAGUACUUCACCAAGCAGAUGAACGAGGCCCACCACGGCGGCUGGACCACCAAGAUGGACUGGAUCUUCCACACCAUCCGCCACAUGCCCCUGAGCGAGGCCAGCCACGACUGAGGGGCGCAGGGGGCCGGGGCGACGAGGGCACGACCGGCCCGCCCGCCCGCGGGAGGAGAGCGUGGGGCGGCCCCGUCCCGGCAGCGAGGGCGGCAGCCCGCACGGCCCCAGGCCGC